AUGAUAGUAUUUCUCAUCAUAUAUCUAGUGUUAAAUUUACUUCAAAUUAGUAUUUCACAACUAACUAUUGAUGAAUUAUUUUCUUCUAAUUUCAAAUUUGAAGAAUAUCCUUUAAAUUUGGCUGAUUGCAGUUCAGAUAAAGUUGGAUUAAUCAAAAAUUUUACAAAUAAAAAUUAUUUAAAAAUUAAUGCGACAAUUUAUAAUCAGUUGUAUAUAGAUUGUGAUAAUGAUCAACUAUUGAACAUUAAUUUACGUAAUCCAAAUGUGAUAUGGAAUGAAAACUGUGAAAAUAAACAUCAUAAUGACUUUACAUUUCGAUAUCGUUUUCUUCUACAAGACAAAAAAAUUCAAGUGCAAAUUAAAGAAUUUAAUAUGGAAGGAGUCGAAUUGUGUUCAAUUGAUGAAUAUAUGAAAAAUGUCUAUGAAGAAUAUCAAUAUUAUAGAUCAAAUUGGGCAGUUCUUAUAAGUAUUAUGCCAUAUUUUCGUCUAGCAUUUAUUAGUAAUAAUGAAAUGAGUUUUUUAUUAGUAUUUAAUGAACAACAUGCAAAAAAUGAGAUGGAUAUUCUUUUUCCAAUGGAACAACUAUUUAAGUUGAAUAACAAAACAGAACAAAAAAUAAAUGUCUAUCGAAUUGAUCAGGGUUAUGUUAGAAUUCCAAAACAAGAUGAAAUAAAUGUUCAAUAUGAAUUAUCAAAACAUAAUUUUAUAGUAAAUAUAAAUGAAACAUUUCUCUUUUAUGGUACACAAAAUGCCGUACUAAAAGAAGGAAGUUUUAGAUUGACAAUAAAUGAUCAACUAGUCAGUUGUCGAUAUAAUUAUUUAUUAUUCUGUACAUUUCCAAUACUUGUCAAUGAUACUGUUAAUGAUACGGUUAAUGUUCUUUUACUACAUGAUAGUUCCUACGUUUAUAAUCAAACGGUUGGAUUAAUAUCAAGAAAAGUAUUAAAUAAUUACACACAAUCGAUCUAUAAUUUAACAGAUAUACAACGCUACCAAUUUAUAAUCAAUAACAAAUAUUGCAGGUAA
Didymodactylos carnosus is the source of this 1026-nucleotide messenger RNA. NCBI's taxonomy places the organism in Eukaryota, Metazoa, Rotifera, Eurotatoria, Philodinida, Philodinidae. The record is from the annotation of a GenBank genome assembly.